CAUUGCAAACAAAACUCAUCUCGAUCAACAAUCUCAUCUUGUACUCUAGUGGUUAAGGAAAAUCCAAACACUAGCUACUAGCUACAAGAGUUUGUACGAGAUGGCCUCCAAAACUUGUUCCUCCCUUGCUGUUUUCCUCACACUCAACCUCAUCUUCUUUUCACUAGUCUCUGCUUGUAAUAGUGGAUGCCCUGGUCCAAACCCAAAGCCCAAGCCCAGCCCAAGCCCAAAGCCAAAGCCAAACCCCAACCCUAGCCCAUCUUCAGGUGGUUCAUGCCCCCGUGACGCUCUCAAACUAGGCGUGUGUGCCAAUGUGCUAAAUGGGUUGUUGAACGUGACAUUGGGUCAACCACCAGUGACACCGUGCUGCACCCUCCUCGACGGUCUUGUUGAUCUUGAAGCUGCUGUCUGCCUCUGCACUGCCCUAAAAGCUAACAUUUUGGGCAUCAACCUCAACCUUCCCAUCUCACUCAGCUUGCUCCUCAACGUUUGCUCAAAGAAAGUCCCACGUGACUUCCAAUGCGCCUAAUCAGCGUAUCUACUUUGGCCUUCGCGUUUGCUAUUUAGUUGUGGCUUUUCUCUGUUUUUAUUAUUUCCAUUGUGUGGUUUUUCAUUACACGUGCAUGGAUGAUUAACUGCUCGUUAUUCCUUCAGUUCAGUAUUUCUUUCCUCAUGUGAGAGUGUUUGAGUAAAUAAAUUCCCUGUGCUUACUCAUGUGUAUCGCAAGGGAACCAAAGAUGGUGAACAAUAGUGUCAUUUAUUUGAUUCAGAUUUGAUUAUAAAUGUCAUAAAUCCUUGUUAAAUAA
Messenger RNA from Lotus japonicus, 806 nucleotides. Its product is annotated as lipid transfer protein EARLI 1-like. The record is from RefSeq and is a predicted model, not a curated record. The coding region runs from base 101 to 529 and encodes 142 amino acids. NCBI's taxonomy places the organism in Eukaryota, Viridiplantae, Streptophyta, Magnoliopsida, Fabales, Fabaceae. The transcript has a single exon.